GUACACCCUACAAUUCUAAAGACUCCAACACCUUGUUGGGGGUGACUGUGCGAAGUUUAUAUCAUUAUCAAGGCACAGCAGAAGGAAGCCACGACUGGCCCCUAACCCCUGAGCUGUCCAAUUAUAUUACCAUUCAGUUUCUGAUCAACUGAAGAUCACUAGUGCUUCAUCGUUGCGGCCUAGAGUGGAUGCGUCGGAGAGCUCGACGGUGAUCCCUCUGGCCACUUUUACUGUAGCUACCAGCCCUGCCCAAGCAGAACCUUCAUUUUGACCCUGCUCCCUCCACUCUUUCAUGCUUUCAUGCUGAUGCUCAAUUCUGGGCUACCAUCUCUAAAAAACACAUUUCGUUAUCUUUACUCGCCUAUUAUUUUUUUUCCCAUUUUUUUUUUCCUGCUGCUCUCGUUGGUCACCAUAAUCUAACGUCAUUGGGUUUCUUGGGUUUUCUUUUGUCGCGCUGACUUUCUCCUUGGACUAUCCUGAUCACUUUCAUAUCUAUUGUUAUCGUUACUCCGCCUCACCCGUCUUACUCGACCAGCGUAUUUAUAUCUACCGGUCUACUCAGCAGUUGUAUUUUAAACAUUGUUAACGUGUCUGCCCGUUCAUCCCGCAUCGGCCAGGGUCUAUGGCGGUGCUACCUCGCUUCCGCAAGAGCUCGGAGCGGCCGGCCUAUGGCCGGAGUCGACGAACGGUACUCACACAUCGCAUUCUACGGUCGUUCCUUCACCUAAUCGCCUGGAUAUUUUUACUUCUCGUUGUCAUUGGGAAUACCUCGGACAAGCCCGUUCUCCGACAGACGUACUUCUUAAAAAUCGACUUGUCCGAUAUUAUCCCUCUAUCCGUACCCAACGCCGUCUUCAUCAACAGUAUUGCGCGAUCUAUCGGCCUGCAUGAUUUCUACCAGGUUGGACUCUGGAAUUUUUGCGAGGGCUACAAUAACGAAGGCAUCACCCACUGUUCGAAGCCCAAGACACUAUACUGGUUCAACCCAGUUCAGAUUAUCCUUAGUGAACUGCUUUCAGGAGCAUCCAUUGCUCUUCCAUCCGACAUAACGGACGCCCUCGACCUUGCCCGAGCCGCCUCCCAUUGGAUGUUUGGUCUCUUCAUCACCUCGACAGUGCUCACAUUCGUCCUCAUCUUUGCAUCUCCGCUUGCUGUCUCAUCGCGCCCACCGCAGACCAUCUCUUCCGACCCAGGAGUCAAUCGGUUACACCCUCCGCACCGCCGACGCACUUUCAUCUUCUGCCGCGCCAUUCCAUUUACGAUCAUCACCUUCCUAACUGCCAUCUUCACAAUCGUUGCCGCGGUCAUCGCGACUGUUAUGUUUGUCUUGUUCAAGAAUAUCUUCACUAGCGGUGAUGCAUUUGAUCUCAACAUCAGGGCCGAAUUGGGUACCCGUAUGUUGGCGUUUAUGUGGAUCGCUGCAGCGUUCAACCUUAUCGCGUUCAUCAUCGAACUGGGUUCUUGCUGCGCUGCCUGUUGCGGUGGACGAAAGGCGCGUAAGGCGCUCAAAAGUCACCCUGAACCUUCCACGGGCACUGCUACCGGCAGCGCUACACCCGAGAUGCGCGAGAAGAGUAGCCCGCACUCACGCAGUCCGACGACAUCUGAACAUCAAUAAGCAGCCUAUCCUGGUAUCCGUUUUGUAUAUACCAGCGAUAGGAAUCAUCCUUAGGGAUCAUCAAUAUAUAUGCAAUAUUACUCACGGAAA
Molecule: messenger RNA, 1708 nt
Organism: Aspergillus nidulans FGSC A4
Lineage: Eukaryota; Fungi; Ascomycota; Eurotiomycetes; Eurotiales; Aspergillaceae
Product: SUR7/PalI family protein
Exons: 2
Coding region: 623-1618 (331 amino acids)
Cellular component (GO): plasma membrane; membrane
Source: RefSeq, a predicted model, not a curated record